CUUUAGCAGAAUCGUCACACUGCGGCGGCUGCGAUCUCCGGCAGGCAGUAGACCUUUUGCUCUCUUCCGGCGAAUACUUCCUUAAGAAGAAGAGUUUCCCACUAGGGUUUUGCUCCUUCAGUUCUCCCAACAUGAUUUUUCGGCUUGGAAUCUCCUUUCAAGAUUUGGUCUUCAUCUGCUUCCUCCUUCUGUUCACCUUUCUUCGCCGAUCGGAAUCCUCGUGCCGGAGUAGCUGCGACCUCGCUCUCGGCUCAUAUUAUGUCACGUCGGAAGCCUCAAACCUCACAUACGUCGCCAACUUCUUCAACCAAAAGCCGAAGGAGGUGCUGUCUUACAACUCUCUUAGCAGCCAGGACAGCAUCAUAAGCGGCACUCGAAUCAACAUCGGUUUCCCUUGCGAAUGCAUUUCCGGCGAUUUCCUUGGCCGGAACUUCUCCUAUACCGCGCAGUCUGGCGACACUUACGACAUCAUCGCCUCUAACUAUUACGCAAAUCUUACCAACGCCGUAUGGCUCGCGGCCACCAACAGCUACCCUUCAAGCAAUAUCCAGAUCGGGGACGUUAUCAAUGUAAUUAUCAAUUGUUCUUGUGGGGAUCCAGCGGUGUCGAUGGAUUACGGCCUGUUCGAGACCUAUCCGCUUCGGGCCGGGCAAACCCUUGAUUCCGUGGCAGCGGCGUUCAAUCUGUCCUCGCAGAAGAGCUUGAUUCAGCAAUACAAUCCCGGGAAAGAUUUCAGCGCUGGGUCUGGGAUAGUUUUCGUUCCUGCAAAAGAUCCAAGUGGAAACUAUCGCCCACUUUCACCCAGCCAAAAUGGAUUAUCUGGUGGAGCUAUUGCUGGAAUUUGUGUGGGUGUCGUUGUAGUCCUACUGAUGGUUGUGUUGUUCUUAUAUUUUCGAGUUUGUGGGAAGAAGGCAAAGAAGACUUUGCUCCCGGCAAUAUCUGACCAUCACACCACUCCCCUGAGACAUGCUACCUCAGAUAAAAACACCACAGUAGCUUCUCAAGGAGGCAGUAUUGCUGCAGCCACAGGCCACAGUGUGGAAAAAUCAGUAGAAUUCUCUCUUGAAGAACUUGCUAAGGCUACAAAUGACUUCAGUAUGGCUAACAAAAUUGGACAAGGCGGCUUUGCAUCUGUUUAUUAUGCUGAGCUUAGAGGAGAGAAAGCUGCUAUUAAGAAGAUGGAAAUGGAAGCAUCUAGAGAAUUUCUUGCUGAACUUAAAGUUCUAACACAUGUUCAUCACCUAAACUUGGUUCGACUAAUAGGUUAUUGCGUUGAAGGCUCCUUAUUUGUUGUGUACGAAUUUAUUGAAAAUGGUAACUUAAGCCAGCAUUUGCGCGGAUCAGGUAGGGAUCCUCUUCCGUGGUUGAGUAGAGUGCAGAUUGCACUUGAUUCCGCAAGGGGUCUAGAGUAUAUCCAUGAGCAUACAGUGCCAGUUUAUAUUCAUCGUGAUAUCAAAUCGGCAAAUAUUUUGAUUGACAAUAAUCUUCGUGCAAAGGUUGCGGAUUUUGGGUUGACCAAACUUGCUGAAGUUGGUGGUGCAACCUUACAGACCCGUCUUGUUGGAACAUUUGGUUACAUGCCUCCUGAAUAUGCUCAGCUGGGUGAGGUUUCUCCUAAAGUUGAUGUGUAUGCCUUUGGCGUUGUUUUGCUUGAACUUAUUUCUGCGAAAGAAGCUAUUGUGAAGUCAGGAUCUGCGUCGGAAUCAACUGGAUUGGUUUCUUUGUUUGAGGAAGCCCUUAGCCAACCUGAUGCAAGAGAACAACUGAGGAAACUAGUUGAUCCUAGGCUUGGAGUUGAUUACCCUAUUGACUCCGUACUCAAGCUGUCUCAACUAGCAAUGGCCUGUACUCAAGAGAAUCCCCAUCUGAGACCCAGCAUGCGGUCCAUUGUUGUUGCCCUGAUGACCUUAUCUUCUUCUACUGAUGAAUGGGAUCUCGGCGCCUUAUAUGCCAACCAAUCCAUGCUUAAUCUCAUGUCUGGAAGGUAGCAGAACCACAAAAUUUAAGCUCUUUUGCAUUGCUCAGAAAAUAUUUGCAAUCAUUUUUUUUCAUAGUUGUAUUAUGUCUUAAGAGUGAAAAGGGAGAAUAGCAUCCCAUUCUGUGCAUUUUUACAAGUAUUUAUAUGUACAAUUUGUGCUUCGGCGCCCAGAAAGGGCAAAUAGUUUGUAUAUUUGUAGAAAGAUCCUUGUUAGCUUGGAAUCUGUAACCAUUUGUGCUGAUUUAUGUUAAUUAAUCAGUUAAAAGUUUCUUUUGGCUGUAAAAAGAAUUUCUGCCAUAAUGAUACCGUCAUAUAUUAUA
Messenger RNA from Phalaenopsis equestris, 2298 nucleotides. RefSeq names its product lysM domain receptor-like kinase 3. The coding region runs from base 132 to 1988 and encodes 618 amino acids. Gene Ontology annotation, molecular function: ATP binding; transmembrane receptor protein kinase activity. The record is from RefSeq and is a predicted model, not a curated record. The transcript has 12 exons. Lineage: Eukaryota; Viridiplantae; Streptophyta; Magnoliopsida; Asparagales; Orchidaceae. Gene Ontology annotation, biological process: innate immune response; protein phosphorylation.